This is a messenger RNA of Capsaspora owczarzaki ATCC 30864, 1357 nucleotides long. Its product is annotated as 26S protease regulatory subunit 6B. The coding region runs from base 37 to 1245 and encodes 402 amino acids. The transcript is spliced from 4 exons. NCBI's taxonomy places the organism in Eukaryota, Filasterea, Ministeriida, Capsasporidae. Gene Ontology annotation, molecular function: ATP hydrolysis activity; ATP binding; proteasome-activating activity. Gene Ontology annotation, biological process: proteasome-mediated ubiquitin-dependent protein catabolic process. The record is from RefSeq and is a predicted model, not a curated record. Gene Ontology annotation, cellular component: proteasome regulatory particle, base subcomplex.
UUGUUUUUUUUUUUUCUUCAACGAAGAAACGCAGAGAUGGUCGUUGAAGCGGCUUCUUCUGCAGCACCAAACGCAGUCGCGCUGGACGGGAUGUCGGACGAGGACCUCUUCCUGACGUACAAGCGCUUGCAGCGCCAGCUCGAGUUCCUGCAAAUCCAGGAGGACUACAUCAAGGACGAGCAGAAAAACCUCAAGCGCGAGUACCUGCGCGCCCAGGAGGAGGUCAAGCGCAUCCAGUCUGUGCCGCUCGUCAUUGGACAGUUCCUCGAGGCGAUUGAUCACAACACGGGCAUUGUGGGCGCCACCACUGGCUCCAACUACUAUGUCCGCAUUCUAUCAACGCUCGAUCGCGAGCUGCUGAAGGCCAGCGCGUCGGUGGCGCUGCACAAGCACUCGAAUGCCCUUGUCGCAAUUCUGCCCCCGGAAGCCGACUCGAGCAUCCAGAUGCUCGGAGCGGACGAGAAGCCCGAUGUCUCCUACGGUGACAUUGGUGGCCUGGACAUCCAGAAGCAGGAGAUGCGUGAGGCCGUCGAGCUUCCGCUGACCCACCACGAGCUCUACAAGCAGAUCGGUAUCGACCCUCCGCGCGGUGUCCUCAUGUGGGGACCGCCCGGCACUGGCAAGACCAUGCUUGCCAAGGCCGUCGCACAUCACACCACGGCAUCCUUCAUUCGCGUCGUCGGCUCAGAGUUUGUGCAAAAGUACCUCGGCGAGGGCCCGCGCAUGGUGCGCGACGUCUUCCGACUGGCCAAGGAGAACUCGCCCGCCAUCAUUUUUAUUGAUGAAGUCGACGCCAUUGCCACCAAGCGCUUUGAUGCCCAGACCGGUGCCGAUCGCGAAGUGCAGCGUAUUCUGCUCGAGUUGCUCAAUCAGAUGGAUGGUUUUGAUCAGAACGUGAAUGUCAAGGUCAUUAUGGCAACCAAUCGCGCCGACACGCUCGAUCCUGCCCUCCUCCGUCCAGGCCGUCUUGAUCGAAAGAUUGAGUUCCCGCUGCCCGACCGUCGCCAGAAGCGUCUCAUUUUCACGACAAUCACCAGCAAGAUGAACCUGUCGGAUGAAGUUGAUCUUGAAGAUUUCAUCUCUCGUCCGGACAAGAUUAGUGGCGCCGAAAUCUCGGCCAUCUGCCAGGAAGCUGGCAUGCAGGCCGUUCGGAAAAAUCGUUAUGUUGUGUUGGCCAAGGACUUUGAGAAGGGCUACAAGAACAACGUUCGCAAGACCGAGACUGACCACGAGUUCUACAAGUAGACGAGUUGACUACAAGUCUUUUGAUGUCGAAAUGAGUUUGCGUGUUCCAUCUGUGCACAGAAGCUUCCAAAUCCAAACCAAAUUUUCUAUUGUACUGUACUUGAACUGCCGU